Molecule: messenger RNA, 2100 nt
Organism: Lentinula edodes (shiitake mushroom)
Lineage: Eukaryota; Fungi; Basidiomycota; Agaricomycetes; Agaricales; Omphalotaceae
Exons: 4
Coding region: 240-1967 (575 amino acids)
Source: RefSeq, a predicted model, not a curated record
UCAGGCUUCCUUCAGCUUCCUUCCUCUCAAAGGAUUUUCGAAAUAGAUAUACAAUCUUCCUCAAGCUCCGCAAUUUGGGAGAGAACUUGAAGGCAAGCCAUCAAAAACUCUACUGCUGUUUUCAAGUAUCAAAACAAAAGAAUCAACAUCUAUCAACAUACUUGAAAUUCCCGCGUGCUUGUGUGUCAAAAAAGAAGGCCAACUCUGAAGCCUUCAAUGAUGUUGUCACGUCUUCGGAUAUGAUUCAGUUGACAAUGACUGAGCGCCGAGAAGAACAGGAUGAUUUCUUCAGCGCUCCGCGUCAUAUUAUUCUCUUCUUUCUUUCUCUUUUCUUCAUGAACAACACCUUCAUUGUAGAUGACCAGGACGCGAGCCUAAAGUAUACAGGCAAUUGGAGCUUGGCCGGACAACAAGUAGAUUUUGGCCAGACAGCCUCGACCGGUUCGACCGGUGCUACCGCGUCAUUUUCAUUUUCAGGUAACCUGUUGACUGCCGUGGGGGACUUGUAUGGCGGAGGAACCUGCAGCUGCACUUUCUCCAUCGAUGGCGCUUUAACCAACUUUACAUCUGCGGCCCCCCACGGUAAUCAGUACCAACAAACGCUCUGGAUGUCCCCUACUCUCAAUGAUGGCAACCACACAUUCAUUUACACAGUCUCUUCGUGCAAUAAUUCAGAAUCAGCUAUCUGGCUCGACUAUCUACUUUACAACACUUCCAGGACUACAUCGGUGAUUGGCGGUACGAAUUUCUUCGAUGACCAUGACUCGCGCAUAGCAUAUUCGGGGAAUUGGAGCUCAAUCCCGGGGGAAGAUGACUUCCGAGGGACUAUAACUAGUCUUGGACCAAGUAGUUCUUUCUUAUUCGAUUUUGAGGGUACUUCCAUCCAAGUCUUUGGGCGUGUGGAUAACGCUUCGAUUGGGGAAAUCACCGAAGCCUCUUUUUCAGUUGAUGGGGCUCCCUCAGUGUCAUUCACUGCUGUCACUGCUAGUAAUGCGGUGCACAAUAAGCAGUUCUAUGCUUCGCGUCCCCUUGAUACAGGUCAACAUCAAUUAGCCGUCAGUAAUACGGGUAAUAUUCCACUUUGGAUCGACUAUGUACUCGUUCGAGGACAGACUACCAUAAGCAAUGCGGUACCAUACAAAGUCACUGGUACUUCUCAUCGUCACAACAUUUCUGUGAUAGUUGGAUCGGUUGUGGGGGGUGUUUGCGGAAUCCUUCUGUUGUUCGGAAUCAUCUUAUUAUAUCGUCAUUUUAAGCGUCCCAAGAGCGUGACACGCCAGCACGAAGAUAGCCCCCCUCCCGGUACAGUAGAUUUGGCCGACGUAGUGGUGCCCCAUCGUCCACAAUUUGUCCAUCACACCAGUUCAUCUCUCUCAAAGGCUAGCAGUAUUUCCGAAGAACAACGUAUAUCGACACGUCGACAGCUCCCUCUACCACCCUCCCAAGGUAUUCAUGAUGCUUCAGCUUCCGGAUUUGGAUACCGCGAUGUGCAUGACCUCCAGUCAUAUUUACAACCUGAUUUGACCCACGAGGAAAGUUACAUCUCUCUGCCAAACCCGUAUUCCACCCGACAUAGCCAUAGAUCUUAUUCCGAAAGCUCAGUCUCUCGCUCCGUCACUCCAAGUCAUAUUAUACAUUCAACUUCCUUUGUACACUCAGAUACAACGCCAUUUGUAUCGUCAGUCAAUCCAACCUCCGAAGACUUUUCGCCUUCUGAGGUUUCGGGCUAUGGUUUCAGUUUCACUCCCACUCGCCAAAUACAGAGAACUACUCCAGCAGAUGGCGAGUAUUCAUCCGAUUCGGAUAUCAAGCAACGGCAGGGUCAAUUCUUCGUCCUCUCUGUCGAUGGCAUGACCGUCUCACCGUUGGUGCAUACCGAUAGUGGCAUACGUUUACUACACAGACCUCGAAAUGAUGUGUACCCAGAGUUACAACCGGAGCUGCCACCCAUGUACACAGUAGAAUAGUAAAUCUUCAUUCGCAUUCAUUCUGCAUACAUUUGACGUUGUUUUAUGGUGAUUAUUUAAUAGUACUGUAUAGGUCCGUAACACUGAAAUCCCAGCCAAAAUGGGCUCUUGAAUUGAAGUUUUGAGGAUCGCA